CGUCCCCUCCCUGAGGGGGAGGCAGCUCGUCGCCGGGUUAAAAACUCCCCCCCCUCUGCUCGAAGUGUGUGUGUGUGUGAAUAUCGCCUCCCCGUGCCCUCCGGGCCUGGAGGUCCUCCGCCACCACCCACCUUCCCACAUAGCUGGGAACAGCGGGGCGCCCCUCCGCUUUGGCCUCCCCGAUCUGAUCCACAGAUUGGAAACGGGAGAUGAUCGGUGUGGAUUGGUGAUUUGGGGUUGUCGCCAGCGCAGAUCCAUGAUCAGCUUGAUCGGUAAUUUUUUUUGGAUCGUGCCCACCUCUAUAUCCAACCCACUAAACUGUGGUCAGUUUUGGCUAUACAAUGGUAUAGUUACAAAUGCUAAUCAGUUCAUACACUUUAUCUUACCAACUAACUAAACUUCUAUAGACUGACUCCGAAUACUUCAGUAAUGAAAUUUCAACAGGGUAAUAGGGGCCAGAAACAGUUAUCCAAGCCCUGGUUAUCAUGGUGCUGUUUCCCAGUAUGACAAAGAAAAAUUGGAGUAAAUUUGCUAUCCCUGAUCACUUGUAGCGAUUGGGUUGGAUCAAAAGGAAGGAUUUUUCCAAAAUGAGAAGGAUAUCUUUGAACCCACUCUUUAAUUUCUACUGAUGAUUGUCUUGAAAACUGACAGAAAAGAAUGAAAUUCUUUGAGAGGCAUUUCAACCAUCUAGCAUGGAAAUGUAUCUAUGACUGAAGUAAUUCCCAUAUGCAAUGAAGUAUCAUUUGAUAUAGGCUACAUUGUCUUUCCACUAAGUCCAUGUCCUAAUAUACCACGUGCGUAUAUAAGAAAUGCAUAAGGAACAUUUUCAUAAUUUGUGAAUGUUCUCAUCUCAAUGUUUCAGUUAUAGGGAAAGAUGAACUGAUGGAAGUUUUCUUGUUUCCAAUUUUUAACAACAACUGCGCUUAUAUACCGCUCUUCUAGACAGAAGACCUCUCAGAGCUAGAUCCGCCACACAGUGGCUGUUCACUUGCUGUCCUUCUUAACAAGAGACUAAAAAGGAUGCCCCAUUUAGUCAAAGUAUGUCAACAUCUUUGAAAAAUUUUGCAGGGGACAGCAAGAGAUACUCUUCCAAGUCAGAGUAUAAUGCAAAAUGAUUCCACCCAAACGUUGCUUAAGGCAAUCAUUUGAGCCCAGCAGCAAUCACAUUGGUCUGCCAGAUGGAUCCCUUCACUACUUUUACAUUUGAACAUGGACUUAAUUUGUACACAUGGGCUAAAAUUUCACCAGUCUCUUUACAGCUUGAUGACAUUCUUGAGAUACCAUGAGACUGAGCAUAUCCUUUCUUUUCCCAGAUGUCUGACCAAGGAGACUAUACUGAUUCCAUGAGAAGAUUACCCAUAUAUUUCAGCAUUCCCAUUUGGACAGAAUAGGCAUUGUAUGAAUAGGUAUUGGUCAGAAAAUUUGAGGUAGCAUGCCAAGCAGGUUCAGUUUGGAUAUAUAGACCAUAUUAUUUAUUGUUAAACAUUUAAUCUUAACGUUUUCAAAUUGUUUGACAACUGCAUAAGUCCCCACUGUCAUUCUGCAAAAAUGUUUGAUAUUUUAAAAUAAAUUGUUUAUUUUAACUGUGCAUGGACAAGGUCAUUAUAUUUUAAUUAGCAAAGCUGGAGUAAUGCUAAGGGAGAAAAAAAAGGGAUGAUCCCUGAGAAUGAUUUAUGCACGUAAAUCAAAACCUCAUUUUUAAAGAUCCCUCAACUUUCAAAUAGGCACUACUAGUUCUAAUCAUAAAAAGUUAAAAGUUAUUGUGCUUUGCAAAAUCAAACUGAAGCAUAUUGCAGUCCAUCAAACAAACAAAAUGUCAAUUAAGGUAAAUUUCUUAGAUCUUUUCCCAUCUAGUUUUAGGCCUGGUUAUGGAACCAAAACAGCCUCGGUUGCCCUGAUGGACAACCUGCUCCAGGAGAUGAACAGAGGGAGUGGGUUGGGAUUAGGAGGAACCAUUCUGCACUGGUUCAGUCCUACCUAGAAGAUAGGUUUCAGAAGGUGGUGCUGCAGGACUGCUGCUCAGUCCCUUGGUCGUUGGACUGUGGGGUGCUGCUAGGUUUUAUCUUAUCCCCUAUGCUCUUUAACAUUUAUAUGAAACUGCUGGGUGAGGUCAUCCAGAGAUUUUGGCUGCACUGUCACCAGUAUACAGAUGACACUCUGCUCUAUCUCACACUUCCAGCUAAUUCCAGGGAGGCUCUAAAACCCCUGAACUGGUGCCUGGAAGCAGUUUUGGAGUGGAUGUGGGCUAAUGAAGCUUAAUCCCAACAAGAUGGAAAUGCUACUGGUUCUUGUUUUAAGUUUAAUUUGUUACAAUCAAGGACUAUAUGGGAUCAGAGAUGAACUUAAUAGGACAUUCCCAGGUCCCUGUAUCUGAUGGAUUUUCUCUUUCUGAAGGGCAUCAUUUAUUUGGUGUGUUUCCAGAGCCAAUGACUUCUCCUGAGCAAUAUUCUGAUGCAUCCCCUUAUUCACAAUACAACACCGUACAUUUCUCUCCAGUGCAGCCGCCAGUCUCUUCACCUCAUUACUCCAGCCUUGGCUUUUGUUCCCAGCAGCCUGAAGAAUGGUACUCACCUGUAAUGUAUGAGUUCAGGAAAAUACCUUCUGAUAACUUUUUAAUAAAGGAGCCGGAACUGGGGGGCAUGCCUGUUGCCAAGAAGUCUCGAAUGGGUCCUUCCUCAGGAAGAGUAAAAGGCGAAGAGCUGUGUGUUGUUUGUGGGGACAAGGCCUCUGGGUAUCAUUAUAAUGCCCUUACUUGUGAAGGCUGCAAAGGAUUCUUCAGAAGAAGUAUUACCAAAAAUGCUGUAUACAAGUGUAAAAAUGGAGGGAAUUGUGAGAUGGACAUGUACAUGAGAAGAAAGUGUCAGGAGUGUCGUCUACAAAAGUGCAAGCAAGUGGGAAUGCUGGCUGAGUGUUUGUUAACAGAAAUACAGUGCAAGUCAAAGCGGCUAAGAAAAACUAUACCACAACCUGCAGACCAGACAAUUGGUGAAGAUAAUGAAGGACCUGAUUUUAAACAAGUCUCAUCUACGACCAAACUCUACAGGGAGAAAAUAGAACUAACCCCUGAACAGCAGAACCUUCUUCACUAUAUCAUGGAUUCAUAUAAUAAACAACGAAUUCCUCCUGAGGUUUCUAAAAAGCUUUUACAAGAGGAAUUCAGUGCUGAAGAAAAUUUUCUCAUCUUAACAGAAAUGGCUACCAGUCACGUACAGGUCCUUGUGGAAUUUACCAAAAGGUUACCAGGCUUUCAAACCCUUGGCCAUGAGGAUCAGAUUGCUUUGUUAAAGGGUUCAGCUGUGGAAGCCAUGUUCCUUCGGUCAGCUGAGAUCUUCAACAGAAAACUCCCUAUAGGGCAUGCUGAUCUCCUAGAAGAAAGAAUUCGUAACAGUGGUAUCUCAGAUGAAUAUAUAACUCCCAUGUUCAAUUUCUAUAAAAGUGUUGGGGAACUGAAGAUGAGACAAGAAGAAUAUGCUUUACUCACAGCAAUAGUUAUCUUAUCUCCAGACCGGCAAUACAUACAGGACAGAGAAUCCGUGGAAAGGCUUCAAGAGCCGCUGCUUGAAGUUCUGCAGAAAUUCUGCAAACUUUAUCACACAGACAAUCCUCAACAUUUCGCAUGUCUCCUGGGACGUCUUACAGAACUGCGGACUUUUAACCACCACCAUGCAGAUAUGCUGAUGUCUUGGAGAGUUAAUGACCAUAAGUUUACACCUCUUCUUUGUGAAAUAUGGGAUGUUCAGUGAGAAGAACGGAUUUAACAGUCAUUCUAGGCACAUUUAUCUGGCAUAAGUGGGACUUACUUCGAUGUAAAUGUGUUUAGGAUCUUUAUUUUAUAUAUAUACAUAUAUAUUUAAACCACCAAAAAGCAUUCAUAGUAAAUUUUCUUUAUUGGAGUUUACAAAGACUAUGCAAUGCCAUUUUCAUAUCAACAUUGUUCGUUAUUUGCCAAACAUUAUGUAAGACUUUCACACGGGAACCUGAGCCUCUUGGAACAAAAAAGGUAUCUUUCCUGCAUGCCUGAGGUAUACUGUUAUUCAUUCUGAUUGUAUCUCUCUGUCUUCCUUUGAAAAUCAUGAGAUUUCCAUGUUUGCUAUUCCAAAUGUUUCAUUAACAGACAAUGUUGUAGUCACUGUAAGGAUUUAGUAAAAAUGAG
Molecule: messenger RNA, 4153 nt
Organism: Eublepharis macularius
Lineage: Eukaryota; Metazoa; Chordata; Lepidosauria; Squamata; Eublepharidae
Gene: NR1H4
Product: nuclear receptor subfamily 1 group H member 4
Exons: 10
Coding region: 2325-3743 (472 amino acids)
Biological process (GO): bile acid signaling pathway; positive regulation of transcription by RNA polymerase II; cell differentiation
Molecular function (GO): nuclear receptor activity; RNA polymerase II cis-regulatory region sequence-specific DNA binding; zinc ion binding
Source: RefSeq, a predicted model, not a curated record